Messenger RNA from Erythranthe guttata (spotted monkey flower), 1779 nucleotides. RefSeq names its product ammonium transporter 1 member 2. Gene Ontology annotation, cellular component: plasma membrane. Lineage: Eukaryota; Viridiplantae; Streptophyta; Magnoliopsida; Lamiales; Phrymaceae. The record is from RefSeq and is a predicted model, not a curated record. Gene Ontology annotation, biological process: ammonium homeostasis; ammonium transmembrane transport. Gene Ontology annotation, molecular function: ammonium channel activity.
ACAACUCCACGGUAGCACCGCCACAGCAUGGCUGACCCGAUGAGCUGCUCAGCCGCAGACCUCAUCCCCCUGCUCGGGGCCGACCCAAACGCCACCCUAACCGCCGCCUUCAUCUGCGGCCGCUUCGACGCAGUCUCGGCCAAGCUCUCGGACGCCACGUAUGCGAUAGACAACACGUACCUACUCUUCUCUGCGUACUUGGUGUUCGCCAUGCAGCUGGGUUUUGCUAUGCUGUGCGCGGGUUCGGUUAGGGCCAAGAACACCAUGAACAUCAUGCUCACCAACGUUCUUGAUGCAGCUGCUGGUGGACUCAGUUACUAUCUGUUCGGCUACGCCUUCGCCUUUGGUGGGCCCUCCAACGGCUUCAUCGGAAAGCAUUUCUUCGCCCUCAGUGACUUUCCCACGGCUGGAUUCGAUUACAGUUUCUUUCUCUACCAGUGGGCUUUCGCCAUUGCUGCUGCAGGUAUUACUAGCGGAUCCAUUGCAGAGAGGACACAGUUUGUGGCAUACCUAAUAUACUCCACAUUCUUAACCGGUUUCGUCUACCCAAUAACCUCCCACUGGUUCUGGUCAGGCGAUGGUUGGGCCGCUGCCGCCAAGACAAGCGGAGACCUUCUCUUCGGCUCGGGGGCCAUUGAUUUCGCCGGCUCCGGUGUGGUCCACAUGGUUGGAGGUGUAGCCGGAUUUUGGGGUGCACUAAUCGAGGGCCCACGUAUCGGCCGUUUCGAUAAAACCGGCCGAUCCGUAGCCCUGCGAGGCCACAGUGCCUCGCUGGUGGUCUUGGGCACCUUCCUGCUCUGGUUCGGUUGGUACGGUUUCAACCCUGGUUCGUUUUUAACCAUUGUCAAAUCCUACGGGUCGGCAGACAAACCCUACUACGGCCAGUGGAGCGCUAUAGGGAGGACAGCUGUCACUACGACACUUGCUGGGAGCACGGCCGCCCUGACAACCUUGUUUGGUAGGCGGAUCCUGGUCGGCCACUGGAAUGUCAUGGACGUCUGCAACGGCCUUCUGGGUGGGUUCGCCGCCAUCACCUCCGGCUGCUCGGUGGUGGAGCCGUGGGCGGCGAUCGUGUGCGGUUUUGUGGCGGCGUGGGUUCUUAUCGGACUCAACAAGCUAGCGAAAAAGCUCAAGUACGACGACCCGCUCGAGGCGGCCCAGUUGCACGGCGGGUGCGGGGCGUGGGGCCUACUCUUCACGGGCCUAUUCGCUAAAAAGAUUUACGUGAACGAGGUUUAUCCGGGUCGACCCGAUAGGCCGUACGGGUUGUUCAUGGGCGGGGGCGGGAAGUUAUUGGCGGCACAGCUUGUGCAGAUUCUUGUGGUUAUCGGGUGGGUCACGGCUACGAUGGCGCCGUUGUUUCUUGCGCUACAUAAAAUGGGUCUACUGAGGGUUUCAUUUAAAGAUGAAACGGCUGGAAUGGACUUGGCUAGGCAUGGUGGUAUGGCAUACGUCUACGAAGAUGAAGAUGAGAAUUCUGCUCUUCCGAACUUCAAUCAGAAUCAGGCUGGCCCGAGUGAUACGUCUACACCCGAGCACACACCACGAGGUGCUGAUGUGUGAAAGAGAAAAUGAAAUAAAUACCUGAGAUUGUGAAUAACAUGUUCACAGAUUGUAAUGAGAUAUUUUACUUUUGUGUUGGUGCUUCUAGGAAAUUGAUGUGUUUGUCGAUUGUUUCCGGGAAGGGGCAUUGUGUGACUUUUGAUUAAUCUUCUUUCAAACAAAUGUGUGACCUUUUUGUGCUUCUCUAUUGAUUGAACUUUUGGAUUUUUUUUUCGU